Linum trigynum is the source of this 1245-nucleotide messenger RNA. The record is from the annotation of a GenBank genome assembly. NCBI's taxonomy places the organism in Eukaryota, Viridiplantae, Streptophyta, Magnoliopsida, Malpighiales, Linaceae.
AUGACGGGAUUAUCAUUGGUUCGUAAUGAUUACUCUGUCACGUUUACGGUUGCGGUGGUUUUUCUCCUGCUCUGUCCGACUCUGCCGCGCUUUUGCUCUGCCGGCGACGGCAGGCUUAUGGUGCCGAUGACUCUGGUUCGCGACGCCGCCGAUGCCGGCGCCGUUUGCUUGGACGGGAGCUUGCCUGCGUAUCAUCUCCACAGAGGUUCCGGCGCUGGAGCCACCAACUGGCUUUUGCAGUUCGAGGGAGGUGGGUGGUGUAACGACGUGGAAUCGUGCUUGAUGAGAGCCGGAACACGGCGGGGAUCCACCACUCUUAUGAACAAACAAGAAGUCUUCUCGGGGAUCUUGAGCAACAAUGCAUCUUUUAAUCCAGACUUUUACAAUUGGAACCGGGUGAAGCUUAGAUACUGCGACGGAGCCUCCUUCACCGGAGAUUCCCACUUCCGCAACAAGUCAUCGGUUGUUUACUUCAGAGGGCAGAGGAUUUGGGAUGCCAUCAUUACCCAUCUCCUCCCCAGAGGACUGGCCCACGCACGCAAGGCGCUGCUUUCGGGUUGCUCUGCUGGAGGAUUGUCGGUUUUCCACCACUGCGAUGAUUUCUCCAGGAAGUUACCGAACGCCACGGUGAAAUGCUUGAGCGACGCCGGGUUCUUCCUGGACGCGAAAGACAUAGCUUCAAACUUUACCAUGAGGAGCUUGUACGAAGAUCUGGUCACGCUUCAGGGAGUGGAGAAGAACCUGAAUGAGGACUGUAAAGCUUCCCUGGCCAACCCCAAGCUGUGCUUCUUCCCGCAGUACGCUCUGAGAUACAUUACGACACCAUUCUUCCUCCUGAAUUCAGCUUACGACGUGUACCAGAUAAACCACAUAUUGGUACCACCUUCCGCGGAUAUCCAGGGACUCUGGAAGAGUUGCAAGACUCAAUUGUCAGAGUGCAACACUGCUCAGAUCAACCUCUUGCAAGGAUUCAGGCGAGAGAUGUUGCAGGCGUCGUUGUUCAUAUUCAGGGGUUCAAGGAGAGACGGAAUGUUCAUAAACUCAUGCUUCUCUCAUUGUCAGAGCGAGUUACAACCCACGUGGCUUGCACUCGACUCGCCGAGAAUACAUAAUAAGACAAUGGCGGAGGCUGUUGGUGACUGGUACUUUGGAAGGAACGUAACCAAGUUAGUCGACUGUCCUUAUCCAUGUGACCGGCACUGCCACAAUCUUAUACCCCAGAUCGCUCAAAAUGAUGAUUUGUGA